AUGUCGACAAGUUUAAAAAUCAACCUCAAGAAAAAAGCGGGACCCAAAAAGCUCCUUAAACAAGAGCCUACAGAUGAGUCAAAGACUCUAAUAGAAUCGUACACGGCUACUAAAGCUAACCAGAACCAAACGGAAGAAUGGGUGAUAAAGCCAAAAAAGAUUAGUCGUUCAAUAAUACAGCCACAAGAACCGAAAAAGAAGGAGUCACAGGAUAAGCUACAGUACGGGGUUACCACUUUUGAAAAACCCGAGCCUGUGAGAACAACACCUGUGAUUCGGAAGUUGACUUACGAAUCGGAUUCAGAUGACGAAGAAGAAGACGAUGAAAAGAAGAAGAUCCCCGUUGAGGAGUUUGGUGCUGCAUUUCUUCGAGGACUAGGAUGGGAUGGAAAGAAAGACGAUCAAGACACAUUUGACGAGGAUGUUAAAAAUCGGCAGCGAGGUGUGACAUUGGGUAUUGGCGCCAAGCCCAUUGACAAUGAUCUAGCAAGGGAAUUACAAAGUCAAGUAGGCGAUGUACCUCUAGUGAAGCGAAGAAAAAAGCACUAG
This is a messenger RNA of Lodderomyces parapsilosis, 549 nucleotides long. RefSeq lists its product as uncharacterized. NCBI's taxonomy places the organism in Eukaryota, Fungi, Ascomycota, Pichiomycetes, Serinales, Debaryomycetaceae. The record is from RefSeq and is a predicted model, not a curated record. The transcript has a single exon. Bases 1 to 549 code for a protein of 182 amino acids.